GCAACUAGCUUUCCACAUAUCGCACAGUUGUCAAGAGGUCGUCGUAGCCGCGGCUACUGCUGCGUUACAGCACUCAUAAGAGCGACCAAGUCUCUUUUUUUUUUCUCGUCUUCCUUUUGGCCACUUUGUCCUCCCGUCCCGUCGACAUUCAUCGCAAUAAGUCUGUUCAUUUGCACUUUUUGAAUUUGCACAUCGACACUGUCAUCGAUUGUUGCAUAAUCAUGCGGCUUUUUUUUACGUGAGUGACUGACAUAGCCUCCCGACGAUUAAACUAGUGUACCGGAGAACGUUCAAUUUUCGCAACAAGAGAAAUGGAAGAUCAAGUUACAACCAGCGCUCACAUUCCUCUGCGAGAAAAUCUUGUAAAUACUGCUGUUAAGUUCCUGCAAAAUCCAAAGGUCUCUGUAAGUCCCAUUCAACAGAAGCAAGAUUUUCUGAGACGUAAGGGACUGACAGAAAGAGAAGUGCAAAGAGCGUGUGAAAUAGCAUCUGUUGAUACAAAUACAAUGCCCAAACAAAAUGACUACAGUGUUGUGACAAUAUCUUCUGGACAGAUUAAUUCACAGUACCCAACACAAGUUAUUCAGCCAAGUAUCUUUUAUAGAAUUAAAGAAUUGUUAAAUGGAAUAGUUCUAGUAGCUGCCAGCUGUUACUCUGUUUACUGGCUGUACAAGAAAGUAAUAAGUCCCUUACUAUUUGGUCGCAAAAUAGAUCCAAAAGACCCUGUCAUUGAACUAGAUAAGAAUAUUCAACAAGUUAAGGAAUCAAUCAUACAAGUUAAAAAUGAUGUUCAACAAUUGACACAGAGUCAAGUAGUUGACCCUUCAGUACCUCAACUGGUUCAAGAAUUGAAACAGGACUUGGCUAGUUUAAAGUCUCUUUUAUUGUCACGGAAACAGUUUCCAAGUGCACCAGCUUCCAUUCCAUCAUGGCAAUUGGAAGCCUCAAGCCAGGGUCAAGAAAAAGCAAACGAAAGAGAAGAUGAUGCUGGUAGCGGUAGUAGUACCAACAAUUCGGAUAGUUCCCUGGAAAUGAUUAGAGAAGAUCCACCAAAAGACUAAAUUUUUAUAAACAUGUGUGAAAUUGGAUACUUCUUCAUUUAGCAUUUAUGUUAAUUGCUAAUAACAGUUUUUACCAGAAUAAAGUGCGAGUUUGUACAAUAUAAGAGGGUGUAGGAGUGAUUUGUUUUAUAGUUUUGAGAUAUUUUAUAUCAGUACACUGAAAUGUUGGAAAUGUGUGAAUCAAGUGUGAAAAAUACAUACAUAAUUAAGUGUUGGGCAAUAUUUUUCUUUUUUAUUUCUUAUGUCCUCCAUAU
This is a messenger RNA of Phymastichus coffea, 1315 nucleotides long. RefSeq names its product peroxisomal membrane protein PEX14 (gene Pex14). Lineage: Eukaryota; Metazoa; Arthropoda; Insecta; Hymenoptera; Eulophidae. Gene Ontology annotation, molecular function: signaling receptor binding. The transcript is spliced from 4 exons. Gene Ontology annotation, biological process: protein import into peroxisome matrix, docking. The coding region runs from base 312 to 1061 and encodes 249 amino acids. The record is from RefSeq and is a predicted model, not a curated record. Gene Ontology annotation, cellular component: peroxisomal membrane; peroxisomal importomer complex.